UAAAAACGCCUUUUGAAAUUGUCGUUCACGUGCAUAUCCUUAUUUUUGUAAUAUAUCAAUAUAAUCUCAAAGGUUAUUGUUUUACCAUGGAGAUGUUUUAUAUUAGCCAGAACUCGACGACGCAAAUUUUCAAACGUUCAAGGUCGUAUCUCGUAACAAUUAGAUGCAGCUUGUGAUUUGCAAACUACUGAAUAAUCGAUUGUCUGCAUCUGCACUUUGAGUUUGGUAACCGCAAUUAGACGGGCGCUCAUUAGGCGAAGAGUCUCUACUCACCUAAUUAUAUACUCUAACGCAAAUCAAGGCAUCUGAUCGAGUUCCACCUAACGAUGUCCAAUGUACCGAUCUCGGUAGGAAGUGGAUACUCUUCUUUGACUGGAUUUAUUUUUCUUUUUAACAUAAUUGUGGGCACUGGCGUUUUGACACUUCCAGCCGCGUUUCAGGAAGCAGGAUGGUUGAUCUCUGUAUGUGUUGUAGUUAUUCUGUGCUUUUUGAGGUAAGUUGCAUACUUUCUAUUCUCUCAGCUUUUUAACUUUUACAUUUGUCGUUGAAGCGUUAUCUAUAACCAAUGCAUUACUCAAAUCUAAAUAUCUACGUGUUCGCAAGUUUUUAUCGCGUUUAAAAGCUUACUUUACUUUAGGAGGGUGAACAGCAUGAAGAUAAUGAAAUUCUGGUUGGUAGAAUGUCUGGUGGUACAACUAGAAUUGUCCCAAGUGACUUCGAAAUUACGGAGAAAUACGAGCUUGUUAGGGUUUUCUCUUCUUGUAAUACUUCUUUUCAGGGUCAAAUGUCGCUCUUUUAUUUUGGAAAAGUGGGGAACGUUUUGAUGUACAUCAACAUUUGUGCGUAUUUAUAUGGUGACCUGACCAUUUACUCUUCAGCAGUUCCAAAGUCGUUACGCAAUGUUAUCUGUUCUUUUAAUAACUCACGGGAUUCUUUGUCGGAUUCAGAUCUUUGUUGGGAAUCGUCAUCUCUCACUCGCUUAGACGUGUAUAGGAUAUUAGUUGUUUGUUUUGGUGCAUGUGUUUGCCCAUUCUUGUUCUUCAAUGUAAUUCGUUCUCGAUGGCUUCAACUACUGACCGUUUGUCUACGAUGGAUUGGUUUUAUUUUGAUGUUGAGUUUUUCAAUUGAAAGAGCUAUUAUUCUGCACAAAAACUUUACAAUUGCAACGUUUCACCAUAAUGUUAGUAUGUAUUGGAAUCCUUCAAUCUAUUCAUUACUUAUAAAAUCUGAACCAGUUCCAAAACCGCCAGCCUUUCAACCUCAAAAUAUACCAAGUUUAUUCGGAGUUUGUGUGUACGUAUUUAUGUGUCAUCAUUCUAUACCUGGUAUUGUAACUCCUGUUAGAGAUAAGAGUAAAAUACUAUGUAGAAUAUUUAUACCUGUCUUCAUUACAGUUCUAUCGUUUAACCUCUUAUUAUCUACUACAGCUAUCAUUGCAUUUAAUCAUAUUGAAGAUAUUUACACACUGAAUUUUCUACCGAACAAUGAAUUUAUCGACAUAUCACAAAUUCCUUAUACAUUAGCUUUGAUAAUAGGUUAUUUUUUAUGUUUAUUUCCUGUGUUUGCGUUGACUUCAUCUUUUCCAAUAGUUGGAACUAGUUUACUUGGGAACAUUUUUUCUUUAUGUAACUUCUUCUCUGCAUUCGGAAGUGACAGAGCUCAAAACAUUUUGAAGUACACAUUACCAUUUGUCGUACUACUGCCACCAUUAGGGAUUGCAUUAAUAACUAAUAAUGUUGGAUAUUUAACUGGUUUUACCGGGGCAAUUUUUGGUUCAGGUAUGCAGUAUAUAAUACCAGCGCUGUUAGUAUUUAAAGCACGUCGAUACUUUACACACUGUGUUCCUCUGAAAGAAUCUUAUCUUGAAACAACAACAGAUCUACAGCAAAGUGAUGAUACGACAUCGGCAACUGUUGGUGAACAAAUGAUACAACCAAAUUCCAGCAAUAAUAAUACGGAGAAUGAGAAUAUCAUGUAUGGUUCAACAAAUGACAUAACAAUACCACAUUCUGUUUCAAUUAUAGGAAAAUGUUCCAACCAUCAUUUAUUGUCUAUUUCUAUGCAUGCAUCACCAUUUCAGAACUUUUUCUGGAUAAUAAUAGCUUUAAUUUGGGCUUUAUUUUGUACUAUCAUUGUCCUCAUUGACAAAAUACACCAUCUUUGAACGCAACGUUUCUUAGGAUUUCAUUUUUUCUGAAAAAUCUAAACACGUUUUAUCCCUCUUUAUCAGGACCUCUUUGUUGAUUAUGGUUACUUCUACUGAAUCACAAUAGUGAUUUUAUAUUUUUAAUCAAUACUAAGCUGAUUAAACUAUAUAUAUAUUACACACGU
Messenger RNA from Schistosoma curassoni, 2331 nucleotides. Lineage: Eukaryota; Metazoa; Platyhelminthes; Trematoda; Strigeidida; Schistosomatidae. The record is from the annotation of a GenBank genome assembly.